Choloepus didactylus (southern two-toed sloth) is the source of this 4919-nucleotide messenger RNA. RefSeq names its product TBC1 domain family member 24 (gene TBC1D24). NCBI's taxonomy places the organism in Eukaryota, Metazoa, Chordata, Mammalia, Pilosa, Megalonychidae. The record is from RefSeq and is a predicted model, not a curated record. Bases 319 to 2019 code for a protein of 566 amino acids. The transcript is spliced from 10 exons.
GGGCCUCGGCGCGCGUGCGCACAGGGUGGCGGCUCAGUCGCUCCCGAGCUGAGGAGAAAGCGGCGCGGCGGGCGGAGAUGACUGUUCGAGAUACAAGAGAAACCAGAACAAUCUGCUCAUUCACCCAAACUCGCUGAAGCAGACCCCAAGACGUCCCUGGGCUCUUGUGCCACCCCAGACAUAACGGGUGUAGGAUGGCAAACGGGUUAGGAGAAAACCCCAUGCCAGGCUGCCAGAGGAUUUAGCCAUCUCUGCUCCCCUCCCAGGGCAGGAGGACUCCGCCAGCAGCCCAGGCAUUCCCCCGGGGCACCCCGAACCAUGGACUCCCCUGGCUACAACUGCUUCGUGGACAGAGACAUGAUGGACAGGGCCAUCCACGACACGGGGCCCCGGGAGCUGGGCUGCACGGAGCUGCCAGAGCUGAAGCAGCUGGCGCGGCAGGGCUACUGGGCGCACAGCCACGCCCUGCGGGGCCAAGUGUACCAGCGGCUGAUCCGCGACAUCCCCUGCCGCACAGUCACGCCCGACGCCAGCGUGUACAGCGACAUUGUGGGCAAGAUCGUGGGCAGGCACAGCGGCCACAGCCUCCCGCUGCCCGAGUUCGUGGACAACACGCAGGUGCCCAGCUACUGCCUGAGCCCGCGGGGCGAGGGGGCUGUGCGCAAGGUCUUGCUGUGCGUGGCCCACCAGUUCCCCGACAUCUCCUUCUGCCCCGUGCUGCCCGCCGUCGUGGCGCUGCUCCUGCACUACAGCCUGGACGAGGCCGAGUGCUUUGAGAUGACGUGCCGCAUCCUCGCCUGCAACGACCCCAGCAGGAAGCUCAUCGACCAGAGCUUCCUGGCCUUCGAGUCGUCCUGCAUGACCUUCGGGGACCUGGUGAACAAGUACUGCCAGGCGGCCCACAAGCUGAUGGUGGCCGUGGCGGACGAUGUCCUGCAGGUCUACUCGGACUGGCAGCGCUGGCUUUUCGGGGAGCUGCCCCUCAGCCACUUCGCCCGCGUCUUCGACGUCUUCCUGGUCGAGGGGUAUAAGGUGCUGUACCGGGUGGCGCUGGCGAUCCUCAAGUUCUUCCACAGGGCGAGGGCCGGGCAGCCCCUCGGGCCGGACAGCGUGAGGCAGGACAUCCGGCUGUUCGUCAGGGACAUCGCCAAGACGGUGUCUCCUGAGAAGCUGCUCGAGAAAGCCUUCGCCAUCCGGCUUUUCUCGCGGAAAGAGAUCCAGCUCCUGCAGCUGGCCAACGAGAAGGCGCUGAAGCAGAGAGGCAUCACCGUCAAGCAGAAGAGAGAUUCAUUCUCUAAAAGGCAGUUUGUGCACCUGGCCGUCCACACGGAGAACUUUCACUCGGAAAUCGUCAGCGUGAGGGAGAUGCGGGACAUCUGGUCAUGGGUCCCCGAGCGUUUCGCCCUUUGCCAGCCCCUGCUGCUCUUCUCCUCGCUGCAGCACGGCUACAGCCUGAGCAGGUUCUAUUUCCAGUGUGAGGGGCACGAGCCCACCCUCCUGCUCAUCAAGACCACACAAAAGGAGGUGUGUGGUGCUUACCUGUCAACAGACUGGAGCGAGAGAAGCAAGUCCGGAGGCAAACUGGGCUUCUUCGGCACUGGGGAGUGCUUUGUGUUCAGACUGCAGCCUGAGGUCCAGCGCUACGAGUGGGUGGUCAUCAAGCACCCCGAGCUGACCAAGGUGACGCCUGCAGUGCCCCUGGAUACCACCGCUGCCCCCACCCAGCUCUGCCACACCGUCCCCCGGGACCCUGCCGACCGCCUCUCGCCCUUCCUGGCCGCUCGGCACUUCAGCCUGCCUUCCAAGACGGAGGCCAUGUUCAUGGCUGGUGGCAGCGACUGCCUCAUCAUCGGUGGAGGGGGCGGCCAGGCGCUCUACGUCGAUGGGGACCUGAACCGCGGCCGGACUGGGCACUGCGACACCUUCAACAACCAGCCGCUCUGCUCCGAGAACUUCCUCAUCGCAGCCGUGGAGGCCUGGGGCUUCCAGGACCCCGACACCCAGAACCUGGGCCAGUGAUGCGCCUUGCUGGGCGGCUGCUGGGCUGCUGGGGGGGUGCUGGGUGCUGCGGGGGCGCGGGGCGGGGGUGCCACAGCAGCCGUCCCUGCCUCCACCUCGCCUGGCCCCAGCCGCUCAGUGAUGUACCCAUCGGGGCCACCUCUCCUGCUGGAGCCCAGGCUUCUGGAAGGGUCCGAGGGCAUCUUUGACUCCUGUCGGUUGGCUCCUUCCUCCCCCAUGGAGGCAGUACCAGAGCCUGAGUCCCCACAGGCUGAGGGUGGGUCCCCGGUGUCCCCUGCUGGUGCUCCUCCUGCAACUCCCAGCAUGUCGGGAUCCUGAGAAGAGCUGGUGCUCUUGGGCCUGCUCGAUCCCACUCCCUGCGCCCACAGCCUCUGCUCCCGUGUCCUAUCCCUGCCUCGGCUCUUGGGGCAGCAUCUCUGAGGCUCCCAGGGGCAGCAGGGCCCAGUGGGGCAGCAAGCCUGUCCUGGGUUUGUGCAGAUUUGCAGAGCCUGAAGCUUCUGCGGUGCCUGCGGGUUCACACCUGGGGUGGUGGCCACAGGGCAGCCCGGGGAGAGGCCCUCUGGGAAGACCAGCCCCUCGGCAUCCCCCAGCCUGGCGGCUGCCACAGGCCCCCUCAGUGCUCCCUGGCCCACGGCCUCUUCCCGUCCGGCUCCCAGCAUGCCCCGCUGCAUGUCCACCCCACGCCCCCCAGGCCCCUGCCCAACAGCCCCUGCCCCACAGCGUUCCCCUGUGUGGAGACUCGCUUCCCCCCACGCCCCUCUGGUAGCGGUUGGCUGGCCGCACAACCCCUUUUGGACUUGGGGUAUCUGGGCCUCCUGCCUAGCCAGGCCCCAGAUCCCCAUCCUCGCGCACAGUGGUUCCGGUGAGACAGGCCGGGGGGACAGGCAGCGGCCUCUCCCACCUGUAUGACUUCCCAGCUGGCCCUGGGGGCACCACGGAGGGCAGUGGGGAAGCAGAGCCCGAGGCAGCCGUGUGGGGCCUGCAGGCCUGGGUUCCUGAAACACAGGCCCCGCGGAGUCACCCAGCCCCCAGCUCCAGGCUCAGGCCAGCACUGCACUGCCUGCCCCACCUCCCUGUGCCCCUCCUGCGCAGGCCGCCCCAGCCCCCUCUCAGUGGGGGGCAGAGGCAGGAAACUCACACGGCCCAUCAGGAACUCAGUUUCCCUCACUGCCCAGUGGGGACCAUCCUCCUGCCCUGCUCUCCUCUCGGGGCUCAAGGGCCUCAAGGGGGUGGGGGGUUCCCAGCAGGGCUGAGGCACUGUGAGGAGUGUCACUGCAGACCCCCGUGGCCCUUGCCAGCCCCUUCCUGCGAGCCCUCAGCCCUGCGUGUACCACUGCCCGCUGCCCAUUAAACAGCCUCUGUAUUAACUCCAGGCUUUGGGUCUGGUCUCUUCAGCCAGGGGGUUUCUGGAGGUUCCCCAGGAUGGGGAGGGGGUACAGUCGGCUGCCCAGUGGCCGUGUUUGUAAGUGUGUUCUCACCACUGAUCGCUUCUGAAAACAGCCUCUCGGAAGCAGCUGAAGUUACAUUUGUGCACGAUUUGCAGGGUUCCCUCCGUAAACUUACUGAACCGAGUGAGUAGGGCCUUAUGAGCAGCUCCCGCUUCCAGAACCUUCUGUGCCGCCGCACCAAGGAGCCCCCACGCACCCGCCUGGAGAGCCAGCCCGGGGAUGGCCACUGAGGCCCAAUCUCCACAUCGUGGUAAUUUAGAUUCACAGAAGACUCACCAAGGUGGUCCCGAGUGUCCCUGGCGGCCCUCCACUUUCCCAGCGUGGCAUCUUCCGUGAUGGCGGCUCCUUCGCCAGGACUGAGCUCAGCGUGGUGGGGGCUCUGUCGACUCCAGCCCCACUCAGGUUCUUCUGGGCGCCCCCCUAAUGUCUGGUUUCGGUUCCAGAAUAGAUUGAAUUGUUUUGGAUGUUUAGUUUCCCACAUUUUUGUUAAAUCCAGAAUGCUGUCAAAUUUCCAAGACAAACACUGUUUCAAACAAAAAGAUGGCACCGAUGAGGCAUUAUAGUGAGUACCUCAAAUUUGGAUUCCUGCACCUCAGAGUUCUCUUCCUGGGCCUGAGUCUCUUGUCUGUGUGGAAAAGUCUCCAAGUGACGCCUGGGUUCCUCACCCCCGAAUAUGUGCCAUAGGCAGAAAAGUGCGUGGAGUUUUAAAAACAUCCACUGGUGUAACUACAUAUGCAUAGAGGGAGCACGUGUGUGCACGUGUGCGCACGUGUCGGGCCGUGCCCAAGAAGCCGAGCAGAGUGGAUGUGAUUUGCUGCUGCCGCUGAAGCCCUGUGCACCCUGCCCGCCCGCCCCGCGGCCCGGGUGGAGCCUGUCUCCUCCUUUGGGCCAGGCAGGGGCUGUGUGGUGCACAUGUCCAUGUGUUGACCCACGGCCUGGCCCCUCCUGGUCUGCAGUGUGCCCUGCCUGCUCAGACCAGUCACCGUGGACCCCCAGGAGGGAGCCGGGGUGGCAGCUUUGAGGUGAAGCAAGAGUGGGGCGUGGGCUGGUGCACCCCGGGCCUUUGGAGGGCCGGAGUGCAGGGAGAGGGCACCCGGGGGCCCCCUUGGCCAGGCCGCUCCUGACGCCCUCAGUGGGGGAAGCCCACCGAGCCCACACCUUCCCGAGGAAAUGGAGCAGGCCGGUGCACCGUGUCAUGGACGCUGACAGGCAAUGGAGUGAACAUAAGGGUUGCAUGAACGAAUUUAAACUUGCAUUAUGAAGGACAGUCAUUGGCUUCUUUUUAAAAAGGGUGUACAGAACGGAUGCUUUGGAGCUUCUGAGUAAAUAUGAUAAUAAUGUUUAAAAAGCCAGGACCUUGUGGAAAUACAACCAUGUGUAGCGACCCAAUGUGUGUUUGAAGUGAAACCUGACUUUGGAAAAGUGAAAAUAAAAAUGAUCUGGUGAUGUAUU